Molecule: messenger RNA, 2201 nt
Organism: Salarias fasciatus (jewelled blenny)
Lineage: Eukaryota; Metazoa; Chordata; Actinopteri; Blenniiformes; Blenniidae
Gene: rab5c
Product: RAB5C, member RAS oncogene family
Exons: 6
Coding region: 293-955 (220 amino acids)
Molecular function (GO): GTPase activity; GTP binding
Source: RefSeq, a predicted model, not a curated record
UCUAACCGGAAGGGAAGGCCGGAGCCCAAGAAGAAGACGAAGAAGAAGAAGAAGAAGCAGGAGAGGAGGAGGAAGAAGAAGAAGAGGAAGAGGGAGACCGCCGCUGAUGUGAACGGCGAGAGACGAGAAAAGUCAUCUCCCACUGGUGAGGCCUCCUCUUCCUUCAGCACAUCCACCUACCUGACCUGACCUGACCUCAGUCCUCCCCCUGUCCAGCUCAUCUCCUCCAGCCCGGGCCUGAAGCCACCCGUCCAUCGGCUCCUUCUUCCUCUCAGCUCUUGGCACUUGCAGCAUGGCGGGGCGCGGCGGACCGGCGCGGACCAACGGCACCGCGGCCAGCAACAAAAUCUGCCAGUUCAAGCUGGUGCUGUUGGGAGAAUCGGCGGUGGGGAAGUCCAGCCUGGUGCUGCGCUUCGUCAAAGGCCAGUUCCACGAAUACCAGGAGAGCACCAUCGGAGCGGCCUUCCUCACACAGACGGUAUGUUUGGACGACACGACGGUCAAGUUUGAAAUUUGGGACACUGCAGGACAGGAGCGGUAUCACAGCCUGGCGCCGAUGUACUACAGAGGAGCGCAGGCAGCUAUCGUGGUCUACGAUAUCACCAACACAGACACAUUCACACGUGCAAAGAACUGGGUGAAGGAGCUGCAGCGACAAGCCAGCCCCAACAUCGUUAUUGCACUGGCCGGAAACAAAGCAGACCUGGCCAACAAGAGAGCUGUCGAUUUCCAGGAAGCACAAGCAUAUGCAGAUGACAACAGUUUGCUCUUCAUGGAAACCUCAGCCAAGACAGCGAUGAAUGUCAAUGAGAUUUUUAUGGCUAUUGCCAAGAAGCUUCCAAAGAACGAGCCUCAGGGUGCGGCGGGCGGUGGCGGUCGAGCCCGAGGAGGCGUGGACCUGCAGGAGGCUGCCCCGCAGGGCCGGAGCGGCCAGUGCUGUGGGGGCGGAAACUAACGCAGCCAGCCAGCCAGACCAGAUAUCAACCAGCCGUCAAACAAUGUCCCGUCGGUCGGCCGGACCAGUUACCCCACAAGCAAACACGGCACCAGUUAACUGUUUCGGAGUCCGCCGGCCGGUGACCCGCCGCACCGCGCCGCCGGAUCCCACCCCAGAACCGCCACACAAUCAUGUCUCAAGUCCACAACUCUGCCAAUCUGCGACCUGUCUGGACGCUCGGCGUCCACUUGGGGAAGCAACCAAUCAUGGAGGAAACAAAACGAUAGAUCAGUAAUUGCAAAAUUCUUGUUCAUUCCUGGUUUCUGUGUUUGUGUAGAUGAAAAUUAAAUUGAUUAUUGCUGCAGGAAGGAGUUUUAAAAAAAAAAAGAAGAAAAAAAAGAUUGAUUGGCCAUGUUCCUUCUCUUCUAACAUCGACUUCCUGUGAAUUUCCAUCCUGGUCUGACGCUGCAUGCAGCAUCCUUCCGUGUUUCUGUCCUGUUCCUGGAAAAGAGAGAGAGGCGGCUUCUAGCAGGAGAGCAGCGGCGGACACACACUUCCUUCUUGAUAGAACUGUAUAGAUUGAAUCACCACUAUCUUUAUUUUCUUUUGACACAGACUGGUCAGUAUGAAUUCAAAGCCGACACCUCAAGGUUCUACAAUCAUUGUUUAUUUUUUUGUCUGUUAUCAGACCAUAUACAGAAAGUAGUACUUUAACAAUGUCACCCAUAUGUAAUUUUAGCAUUAACGUGAUGUUUUUGAAUCAUCAGUGUAAAAUGGCAAAUACUCAAAGCAAGACUUGUUUUCUUGACCAGAACUACAGCUGUGUGUUGAAAACAUCUUUGCUGUAUUUGACUUCUCGAAAUUAUAAUGAAUCUGUAGUUAUUGUCAAAACAAUAUCUUCUGAAUCUCUACAUGAUCUUGUGUCAACCUUAAUUAUGUUGUGAUGUUUUUUUGUUUUUUUAUGUCUUAAUUUUUUUUUUCUCUCUCUGAAAAUCUGUUGUAUUAAAUGCACUGGUCCUGUCUCAUCAUCUUUGUGAAUUGAGAUGUUAUCCUCAGCUUUUUUUUUUUCUUCUUUUCUGUCUUUCUACUCUUCAUAUCAGGGAGGGAUUUCGUUCAACAAUGUUGUCGUCAUGUUAUGGCAUCAACAACUAGCACAACCGAACCUGUAUAGCAGCUGCUGCUGUCUGAUGGGUGAACGCUUGGAGGGUGCGGUCAUGGGUAAAGGAAAGAUAAUGUAAUUUUACAAAUAAAUGAGGGGAAGGUA